AUGGACGAUGAGCCCGGCAUCAACGAGCUCCUCCGGUUGGAGAAGGAGUUACAAGGUAAUGCACCAUCUGUUUGGGACAAACUUUUCGAGUGCGUCUCAAUCAGGGAAAAGCCGUCUCUCGAGCGGGACGCGAAGGUCAACCUGCUGAAAUUCCUUCAAGUCAAAACGGUGGACAAGUACAAACGAGCGUACGACAACUUGUACUAUGAGCUUAACAAACAGGGGGGCCUGGAGUGUCUUCGGAGAAUAGAGCCAGCCCCUGCAAAGUCCGCCCUAUUGCAGCCCAUUGUCUUGGAGGAACAGAGCUGUGAUGCAGACGAAGAACUUUCAAGUCAGCUGCAGUUCUACCGUAAAGGCGCCGAAUGUGCAAAGGAGCAACUGGAUGGGCUGGUGCAGGAGGUGAUCAACGGCCGCGAGGGAUGCGAAGGUGUCUAUCCCAAGAUUAAGACACUCGAAAGCACAAAACGCAAGGCCGUCAGGUUCUAUGGUGGAAACGUCCGACGAGUGGCAGACAUGGCUCGGGCGGCCGUGAUCUGCAACACACCUGAGGAUCUCGAGACUGCGUACAUUGGGCUCAUGGCGCGCAUUCAGCCACAUGACGUGAAAAGGGUGAGCAACGGCUUCGACGCUGAUUGGAUGCCUAAUGGAUAUCGCGACGUCAAAGUGAAUCUCGUUGUCAACGGGCAUCUUUGCGAGAUCCAGUUGCAACUACGGAGCUUUUUCAACUUGAAGGCCGGCCAACAUGUGGUUUACAAAUGGGCGCGGCGGCUCAAAGUAACCACGGAGACGGAGGCUAAUCAUCUUAUCAAGACACUGUCCCAUGAGGUCACACAGGAGAUGAUCCGCCUUGCUGAACAAAACUGGCGUGGUACUGGGGAAUACCUACCGCACAUACAGCUCGAUGCAGCACAGUACGGCCAAGCUGAGGAGGCCUUCAGACAGCGGCUUUGCCAGGCGGAGGAUGAGCGACGGGGUAUUGAGGACCAAACGAGCAACGAAUGGAGAGAAAAUCUGCAAGAUGAAGCUUGGGCCAGAAACAACCUCGGUUUUACUUUGGAACGGCAGGGUAAAAACGACGAAGCCGAAGCUCUCUACAGGCGGUCAAUCGCCAUCGAUGAGAAAGUCUACGGUUCUAACCAUCCGGAGAUCGCAACAGACCUCAACAACUUGGCGUGCUUUUUGAAAAACCAGGGCAAGCACGAUGAAGCGGAGCCACUGUUUGAGAGGUCGCAGGCCAUUCGAGAAAAGGCUCUCGGUCGAGAACAUCCAGAUGUGGCCACAUCCCUCAACAACCGGGCAUCACUUAUGGAGCUCCAGGCAAGACGAUUCCCGACGGGUGCAUUCCUUCGCGUGGUUGAGCAAUUCAAACUUCUUCAUCCCUCCUCUCGAACCAUAACCGUAUCACAGGGCAAGUAUUCCGAGGCCAAAACCUUUUACGAGCGCUCGCUGGCCAUCGACAAGAGGGUGUAUGGUGCUGACCACCCUCAAGUUGCGACGACCCUCAACAACCUGGCGGGACUAUUGGAAACUCAGGUGGGACACACUUUCCAGAUGCCAUCUGCCCUUGAAAUGUUGACUGUGAACUCUAGCAUGGCAACGACCUUCAAAUGUUCCGGCGAGUUCGCUGCGGCCUUGUCGCUGUACGAGACAUCGCAUGCCAUACGAAAGGCGACCCUUGGCCCGGACCAUCCGGACGUGGCCCAGUCGCUCAACAACCGGGCGGGCAUAUUCCUCCAACAGGGCAAGUAUUCCGAGGCCAAACGCCUUGUCGAGCGUUCGCUCGCCAUCGACGAAAAGGUAUUCGGGCCUGACCACCCGGAGGUAUCAGCGGACCUCACCAACUUGGCAGCCGUGUUGACGAAACAGGGUGAAUACACGGCGGCUGAGAAACUGUACGAAAGAUCGCUGGCCAUCCAAGAGGCGGCCUUGGGUCCGGAGCACCCAGAUGUUGCGGUGUGGUUCAAUAACCGAGCGGAACUGUUGCACGACCAGGGAAGACAUCGUGCCAGAAAAGCGGCGGAGAACUCGCUGCACGUAAUUGACUGGCUGUAA
Molecule: messenger RNA, 2052 nt
Organism: Ectocarpus sp. CCAP 1310/34
Lineage: Eukaryota; Phaeophyceae; Ectocarpales; Ectocarpaceae
Source: the annotation of a GenBank genome assembly